Momordica charantia (bitter melon) is the source of this 1669-nucleotide messenger RNA. RefSeq lists its product as uncharacterized. Gene Ontology annotation, molecular function: RNA binding. NCBI's taxonomy places the organism in Eukaryota, Viridiplantae, Streptophyta, Magnoliopsida, Cucurbitales, Cucurbitaceae. The record is from RefSeq and is a predicted model, not a curated record.
ACGCUUUCGGCUUUCCCACGCAAAUCUUCUUUUGAUGGGUAUUGCGUUUUUAUGCGAGAACGAGCGAUUGUUGCCGUGAAUUUCCGUUCGUGAUCGAGUAGGAAGAACACUCGAUUACCUUCAGCUUCGAUUUAGGUUUGGCCUUCGCUGAUUUAUAUGAUGUCGUACUCUAGAAAGUCAAGGUAUUCCCGCUCUCCUUCUUACGAACGAUCGCUUUCAAGAUCCCUGUCAAGGUCGAGGAGCCGUUCGAGGAGUCCUUCAAGCGACGUUGAAAAUCCUGGCAACAAUUUGUACGUCACUGGUCUGUCACCUAGAAUGACAAGAAGAGAACUUGAGAAGCAUUUUUCCGCUGAGGGAACAGUGUUAGAUGUUCAUCUUGUAGCUGAUCCAUGGACCAGAGAAUCUCGUGGAUUUGGAUUCAUUACCAUGUCUAGUAAUGAGGAGGCUGAACGUUGCAUCAAAUAUCUGAAUCGCUCUGUGCUUGAGGGUCGAAUAAUUACUGUGGAGAAGGCACGGAGGCGGAGAGGAAGAACUCCAACUCCAGGGAGAUAUCUUGGACUUAGAACAGUUCGUGUGAGACGCAGAUCACACAGCUACUCUCCUCGGCAUUCCCCCAGUUACUCUCCUUAUAGAAGGAGCUCGAGUCGCUCGUCUCGUUAUUCAUCUGAACGUAGCAGGAGCAGAUCUCAUUCUCCCUACCGCCAUCGAAGAUCAUAUGGUUCUCCAUAUCACCAUAGAUCGUACUCCCCUUAUAGUCGGCGUAGAUAUGAUUCUCCAUAUUAUAGGUGCCAUAGGUCAUAUUCUCGAUCUGGAUCUCGCUCUCCCUAUUGUAGGUCACCUACCAGGCGACAUGACAGGUCGUACUCAUCUUACUACGACUAUUAUUCCCGUGAUGAUUGUUACUACAGAAGGCACAGAUAUCGGUCAGUUUCGAGGAGUGUUUCCCCAAAGGCAAGGAUUUCUGGUAGGGGUUAUUCCCGCAGUUAUUCUCCCAGGCCUAGGAGAACUUUGAGGAGUUACUCCCGCAGCCCAUCCUCUGUUAGGAUUUACUCUCGCAGCCCAUCCCUAGAACUGAGAAGUUAUUCUCGUAGUGUUUCUCCUGAACGAAGCAAGAGAUCAGGGAGCUAUUUGGAAGGAAGGAGCUCAAGGAGUCGCUCUCGCUCUCGCUCUCGCAGCCAUACCUUCAGACGACAUAGCCACAAGGUUUAUGAGAACUCAGGUAAGAGAGAGUAUUCUGGGGSGAGUAGGUCACGAAGUCGAAGUGUGGUUUCAAGAUCUGUUAGUCCUGCUUGAUCGAUCAACUUCACUGGUCUGUACUUACAAUGGGAAUCGAUCAAUUGCAAUUGAUCACUAUAUUCUGGACGACAAUGCAAAACUAUGUGGUGAACUUAGACUUGUAUGUACUGCAGAGGGUUGUUUCUUAAAUUGAUGAGCCAUGGGAAGCGAAGGGAUGCCAUCUAAAAUCAUGUUUAAUGAUUAAUCACGUUUCAUCCUUCAACGGAAAAAAAUUUAUGUGAAAUUGCUGAAAUUCUAGUCUAGAACUUUAUGCCAAUUUACUCUUAUCUGCGUUUCUAGAAAAAUUCCAUAUUAGGUUCCUGUAUCUUGUUUCCCUUGAUGGUGUUGAAAUUGAAUCAAAUUUUGGGAUCCAUCUCAAAUUUAGGAAUGACUA